This is a messenger RNA of Scomber scombrus (Atlantic mackerel), 5562 nucleotides long. Its product is annotated as NACHT, LRR and PYD domains-containing protein 12-like. The annotation marks the transcript as partial. The record is from RefSeq and is a predicted model, not a curated record. Lineage: Eukaryota; Metazoa; Chordata; Actinopteri; Scombriformes; Scombridae. Gene Ontology annotation, molecular function: protein binding. The transcript has 17 exons. Gene Ontology annotation, biological process: regulation of apoptotic process.
AUGUCAGAGGCGGACCUCCUCAACAUUCUGGAUGAUUUAAGAGACGAUGAAUUCAAGAACUUCAAGUGGCACCUGAAGCACGAAAAGGUGGGCAACAUCAAGCCCAUCAAAGUGAACCUGCUGUCAAAGGCAGAGAGGCGGGAUGUGGUCGACCUGAUGGUGCAGAAAUAUGAACUUGCUGGAGCUGUGGAGGUUUUGGAGAGCAUUUUAAAGAAGAUCAGCAGGAAUGAUCUGGUGAGCGAGUUGUCAACCAUCAGCUCAGGAGCAGAAGUUGAUGGUCAUCUGAAGAAGGUUUUACAUAUACAUCAGAUCUGUUUGACGAGGAGUUGUCAACAUGUGACUGAAGGAACUGAUGAAGCAGGAAGUGAAACCCUCCUCAACGAGAUCUACACUGAGGUCUACAUCACAGAGGGAAAGAGUGAAGAUGUCAAUACUCAACAUGAGGUGUGGCAGCUUGAAACAGCUUCCAAGAUGGAGACCCUCCAGGAAACUCCCAUCAAGUGUCACGACAUCUUUAAACCCUUACCCAACCACCAGAAAUACAUCAGAGUGGUUCUGAUGAACGGCGUCGCUGGCGUUGGAAAAACCUUCUCAGUGCAGAAGUUCACUCUGGACUGGGCACAGCGCUCCAAAAACCAAGAUAUCAGUCUACUGAUUCUGCUUUCGUUCAAAGAGCUGAACGUGAUCAACGAUGAGCAGUACAGUCUGCUCAUGCUGAUCCAUGUUUUCUAUCCAACAUUACAGAAGCUCACAGCAGAGAAGCUCGCUGUCUGUAAAGUUCUGUUCAUCUUUGACGGCCUGGAUGAAAGCAGACUUUCACUGGAUUUCAACACCAGUGAAGUCGUGACUGAUGUCACACAGAAGUCAUCAGUCAGCGUGCUGUUGACAAACCUCAUCAAGGGGAAUUUGCUUCCCUUGGCUCUCAUCUGGAUAACUUCCAGACCUGCAGCAGCCAAUCAGAUCCCUCCUUCAUGUGUGGACAGGGUAACAGAAGUACGAGGCUUCACUGACAUCCAGAAGGAGGAGUACUUCAGGAGGAGAUUCAGUGAUGAAGAGCAGUCCAGCACAAUCAUCUCACACAUCAAGACAUCCAGGAGCCUCCACAUCAUGUGUCACAUCCCAGUCUUUUGCUGGAUCACUGCUACAGUUCUGAAGCCAAUGUUGACUUCAAACCAGAGAGGAGAGCUGCCAAAGACCCUGACUGACCUGUACUCACACUUCCUGCUGGUUCUUUGCUGGACAAAGAGGAAGAAGAACAAGUAUGAUGAGGGACAGGUCUCUGUGUCAUCAGGAGUUUGUAGAGAAAUCCUCAGAAGAGAGAAUGGGAUCUACCAGAAAAAAGUCUACAGCUUUGUUCAUCUGAGCGUUCAGGAGUUUCUGGCUGCAGUCUACAUGUACCACUGUUACACCAACAGGAAGACAGAGGUACUGAAGGACUUCCUAGGAGAAGACUACAAUGAUUCAUCUCUGGACGUCUUCCUAAUGGGAGCCAUGAGGAAAUCCUUGAAAAGUAAAAAUGGCCACCUGGACCUGUUUGUCCGCUUCCUUCAUGGCCUCUCUCUGGAGUCCAACCAGAGUCUCUUAGGAGGCCUGCCUGGUCAGACAGACAACAGUCCAGAAACCAUCCAGAGAGUCAUCAACAACCUGAAGGAGAUGAACACUUGGUCUGUCUCUCCUGACAGAAGCAUCAACAUCUUCUACUGUCUGAUGGAGAUGAACGACCGCUCAGUACAUCAGGAGAUCCAAGAGUUCCUGAAGUCAGAGAACAGAUCAGGGAAGGAACUCUCUGAGAUCCACUGCUCAGCUCUGGCCUACAUGCUGCAGAUGUCAGAGGAGGUUCUGGAUGAGUUGGACCUGAAGAAGUACAACACAUCGAAGGAGGGACGACGGAGACUGAUCCCAGCUGUGAGGAACUGCAGAAAGGCUCGACUUUGUAACUGUGGACUCUCAGAGAUUCACUGUGAAGUUGUGGCCUCAGCUCUGAAGUCCAACCCCCAUCUGACAGAACUGGACCUGAGUGAAAACCAGUUGCAAGAUUCAGGGGUGAAGCUUUUGUCUGCUGGACUGGAGAAUCCAAACUGUAGACUGGAGACUCUGAGAUUGAGUCUCUGCAGUUUGUCAGAGACCAGCUGUGUUUCUCUGAUCUCAGCGCUGAAGUCCAACUCCUCCCAUCUGAGAGAGCUGGAUCUGAGUGGAAACAAGCUGCAGGAUUCAGGACUGAAGCUACUGUGUGGUUUUCUGGAGAAACCAGACUGUAAACUGGAGACUCUGGGAUUGAGGCACUGCAGUUUGUCAGAGAUCAGCUGUGCUUCUCUGGUCUCAGCUCUGAAGUCCAACCCCUCCCAUCUGAGAAAGCUGGAUCUGAGAAGAAACAAGAUACAGGAUUCGGGAAUGAAGCUGUUGUGUAAUUUUCUGAAGAGUCGAGACUGUAGACUGGAGAAGCUGAGGUUCAAUAACUGCAGUUUGACCGAGAUCAGCUGUGCUUCUCUGGCCUCAGCUCUGAAGUCCAACCCCUCCCAUCUGAGAUCGCUGGAUCUGAGACUCAACAACCUGCAGGAUUCAGACGUGAAGCAGCUGUUUGAUCUUCAGGCGAGUUCAGGCUGCAGACUGGAGACUCUGAGAGACCCGACAUUCCCCGAUGAGCAGCAGUUGGCGACAGCAGCAAGGAAAACCUCCCCUUUAACGAUUGUCUCCAUACUAUAUGUCAGCCCUGUGAUUGACUGGUUACCAGGUGUACCCCGCCUCUCGCCCAAUGGAGCCAAGAUGUCAGAGGCGGACCUCCUCAACAUUCUGGAUGAUUUAAGAGACGAUGAAUUCAGGAACUUCAAGUGGUACUUGCGUGAAAAGGUGGGCAACAUCAAGCCCAUCAAAGUGAACCUGCUGUCAAAAGCAGAGAGGCGGGAUGUGGUCGACCUGAUGGUGCAGAAAUAUGAACUUGCUGGAGCUGUGGAGGUUUUGGAGAGUAUUUUAAAGAGGAUCAGCAGGAAUGAUCUGGUGAGCGAGUUGUCAACCAUCAGCUCAGGAGCAGAAGCAGUUGUAGGUCUGCAGAACAUUUUAGAUAAACAUAAGAUGUGUCUGAUGAAGAGUGGUAAACCAACCAAAAGAACCCUCCCCAACGAUAUCCACAAUGAGGUCCACAUCACAGAGGGACAGAGUAAAGAGGUUAAUACCCAACAUGAGGUGAGGCAGCUUGAAACAGCUUCCAAGAUGAAGACCCUCCAUGACGCUCCAAUCAAGUGUCAGGACAUCUUUAAAGUCUUACCUGACCAACAGAAACACAUCAGAGGGGUUCUGAUGAACGGCGUCGCUGGCGUUGGAAAAACCUUCUCAGUGCUGAAGUUCACUCUGGACUGGGCACAGCGCUCCAACAACCAAGAUAUCAGUCUGUUGAUUCUGUUCUCGUUCAGGGUGCUGAAUUUGGUCAAAGAUGAGCAGUACAGUCUGCUCAUGCUGAUCCAUGUUUUCUAUCCAACAUUACAGAAACAGAAGUCAUCAGUCAGCGUGCUGUUGACAAACCUCAUCAAGGGGAAGCUGCUUCCCUCGGCUCUCGUCUGGAUGACUUCCCGACCUGCAGCAGCCAAUCAGAUCCCUCCUUCAUGUGUGGACAGGGUAACAGAAGUACGAGGCUUUACUGAUGCCCAGAAGGAGGAGUACUUCAGGAGGAGAUUCAGUGAUGAAGAGCAGUCCAGCAGUAUCAUCUCACACAUUAAGACAUCCAGGAGCCUGCACAUCAUGUGUACCAUCCCAGUCUUCUGCUGGAUCACUGCUACAGUUCUGGAGGAAAUGUUGACUUCAGACCAGAGAGGGGAGCUGCCCAAGACCCUGACUGACCUGUACUCACACUUCCUGCUGGUUCAGACAAAGAGGAAGAAGUAUGAUGAGACGAGUCCACAGGAGCUGACGGAGGCUGACAGGAACCUUCUUCUGAAGCUGGGGAGGCUGGCAUAUGAGCAUCUGGAGAAAGGAAGCAUUGUGUUCUACCAAGAAGACCUGGAGCAGUGUGGUAUUGAUGUCACAGAGGCCUCUGUGUUAUCAGGAGUUUGUACAGAGAUCUUCAAAACAGAGAGUGUGAGCUUCCAGAAAACAGUCUACAGCUUUGUUCAUCUGAGCGUUCAGGAGUUUCUGGCUGCAGUUUACAUGUACAACUGUUACACCAGCAAGAAGACAGAGGUACUGAAGGACUUCCUAGGAGGAUACUACCAUAACUCAUUUCUGGAGUAUUUUCUAAUGGAAGUCAUGGAUAAAUCCUUCAAAAGUAAAAAUGGCCACCUGGACCUGUUUAUUCGCUUCCUUCAUGGCCUCUCUCUGGAGUCCAACCAGAGUCUCUUAGGAGGCCUGCUGGGUCAGACAGACAACGGUCCAGAAACCAUCCAGAGCAUCAUCGACAACCUGAAGGAGAUGGACAGUGACAAGUAUUACUAUUAUCAUAAUGGUAGUGACUGUAUCCCUCCUGACAGAAGCAUCAACAUCUUCCAGUGUCUGAUGGAGAUGAACGACCACUCAGUACAUCAGGAGAUCCAAGAGUUCCUGAAGUCAGAGAACAGAUCAGAGAAGAAACUCUCUGAGAUCCACUGCUCAGCUCUGGCCUACAUGCUGCAGAUGUCAGAGGAGGUUCUGGAUGAGUUGGACCUGGAGAAGUACAAAACAUCAGACGAGGGACGACUGAGACUGAUCCCAGCUGUGAGGAACUGCAGAAAGGCUCGACUUUGUAACAGUGGACUCUCAGAGAUUCACUAUGAAGAUGUGGCCUCAGCCCUGAAGUCCAACCCUCAUCUGACAGAUCUGGACCUGAGUAAAAACCAGCUGCAGGAUUCAGGGGUGAAGCUUUUGUCUGCUGGACUGGCGAGUCCAAACUGUCGACUGGAGACUCUGAGAUUGAUUGGCUGCAGUUUGUCAGAGAUCAGCUGUGCUUCUCUGGUCUCAGCUCUGAAGUCCAACCCCUCCCAUCUGAGAGAGCUGAAUCUGAGUAACAACAACCUGAAGGAUUCAGACGUGAAGCAGCUGAGUGAUUUUCUGAAGAAUCCAGACUGCAGACUGGAGGCUCUGAGGUUGAAAGGCUGCAGUUUGUCAGAGAUAAGCUGUGCUUCUCUGGCCUCAGCUGUGAAGUCCAACCCCUCCCAUCUGAUAGAGCUGGAUCUGAGUAACAACAACCUGCAGGAUUCAGAUGUGAAGCAGCUGUCUGAUCUUCAGCAGAAUCCAGACUGCAGACUAGAGACUCUGAGGCUGAGUGACUGUAACCUCUCAGACAGAAGCUGUGCAGCUCUGUCCUCAGUUCUCAGCUCCCAGUCCUCUAGUCUGAGAGAUCUGGACCUGAGUAACAACAACCUGCAGGAUUCAGGAGUGAAGCAGCUUUCUACUGGACUGGAGAGUCCACACUGUACACUGGAAACCCUCAGCCUGUCAGGAUGUCUGAUCACAGAGGAAGGCAGUGCUUCUCUGGCCUCAGCUCUGAGCUCCAACCCCUCCCAUCUGAGAGAGCUGGACCUGAGCUACAAUCAUCCAGGAGACUCAGGAGAGAAGCUUCUGUCUGCUGGACUGGAGGAUCCACACUGGAGACUGGAC